Messenger RNA from Aphanomyces invadans, 1058 nucleotides. RefSeq lists its product as hypothetical. Gene Ontology annotation, molecular function: protein binding. The record is from RefSeq and is a predicted model, not a curated record. Lineage: Eukaryota; Oomycota; Saprolegniomycetes; Saprolegniales; Verrucalvaceae. The transcript has 6 exons. The coding region runs from base 4 to 978 and encodes 324 amino acids.
UACAUGUUUGAGGUGAAGCCCGAGACGCUCGAUGCCGAGACAUCGCCGUCGCUCCUGAGCAACAAUUUGUCCGUGAGCAAGGAGAUCAUGGUGUUUGCUCACUUGGAAGAUGUUGUUGUGCUCAACCCAAAAGCAUCCAAGUUGUGCAACAAGAUCACCCUCGUGGAAAAAGCGAUGGUGUACCAAGUCCUCGUGUGCAACUUGGGUGGUGAGACUCACUUGGUCAUCGCGACGGAGUCGGGGUGUCAGAUCUGGGAUAUACUCGGCGAGCACCUGCAUUACUCGCUCUCACUGGCCAAGGAGCUGACAGGGGACACAGAACUCCAAGCACACUACUGCCGUGGCAUCGCUCAUGACGACAAGAGUGUGUUUGUAGGUUCCUCGGCGUCCAAGCUGUUCUCGCUGACGCUAGAACCUGGCCAAUGCAAAGGGCAGAGCGAGUUUGCACUGCAUACGACGUCCACGAUAGGAGUUCACUCGGAGCCGUUGCAUGCCCUCAGCACCCCACCUGACGAGACGAGGGCGUCUGUGCUGGUCAGCAGCGAUGACGACGGUGUCAUUGCCGUCUGGUCGCUCGACUCGUCGGGCGCUCCUGAAAUCAAGCACAAGCUCAAGCCAACGGGGUACCCAGUGACAUGUAUCCAAGCCAUCAAUUCAACUUGGGCCGUCGCGGGAGACGUCACCGGCAAACUGCGACUCGUUCAACUUCAAGAUGGAUACAUUGCGGCGGACGUCGGCGCCCACACGAGAAACUUGAGCGCACUCGCGAUACAGGACUCCCACGUGGCGUCGGUGGGCGAAGACGGGUACCUGCAUUUGUGGAAGCUGACCGAGCGGGGCGACCGACUCAAGAUUUCGCUCACGCAUUCGUUCCGAGUUGGCGACGACCUCCUCACUGGCGUCGCGUUCUCAGCGCAAAAUCUCGUGACUGCGUCGUACGAUUUGAAUCACGUCAAGGUGUGGAAGGCCAAAGCGUAGCAGGGGGCCGAUGAGUUGCUUGGAAUAUCCACAAGAACGCGGAAAUAACCCGUAGAAAUUGCUGCAUGAGUCAAGUUGCC